Messenger RNA from Clunio marinus, 264 nucleotides. The record is from the annotation of a GenBank genome assembly. NCBI's taxonomy places the organism in Eukaryota, Metazoa, Arthropoda, Insecta, Diptera, Chironomidae.
AUGACAGGGAACAUGGAAAAAUACAACCCAGAAGAACGAAUAUCUAACAUGGGAGCUCGCAGCAGUCAGCAAGACAAAGCAGGAGCUUCAAAAAAUAUUGUAACGAAUUUAUUUUUAUCGUCGUUGUUCUGGAUUUAUUUUAGCGACUUGAUAAAGCUAUAUAGAAAUAUGUAUCUCACUGCUGUGGGGGAUUUAAUAUUUGGAGCUAUUGGGGGGGAAAAAAAGUUAAGACAUCCAAUUAUUAUUAUUAUGAUAAAUACAUAA